Lodderomyces pseudojiufengensis is the source of this 2640-nucleotide messenger RNA. RefSeq lists its product as uncharacterized. Lineage: Eukaryota; Fungi; Ascomycota; Pichiomycetes; Serinales; Debaryomycetaceae. Bases 1 to 2640 code for a protein of 879 amino acids. The record is from RefSeq and is a predicted model, not a curated record. The transcript has a single exon.
AUGAAAUUUGGUAAUAAUUUACAAUAUUUAUCAAUACCAGAAUGGAAAAGUUAUAAUAUUGAUUAUAAUGAUUUAAAAUAUAAAAUUAAACAAAUAACAAAUUCAAAUUCAAAAGAUUUAACAAAUUUAAAUAAAAGUUUUAUUGAAAAUAUUGAUUAUAUUAAUUUAUUUAUUCAAACAAAAUAUGGUGAAUUAAAUAGAAAAUUUAAAUAUUUAGAAAGAAUAUUUGAAAAUUUAAGAUUAAAAAAUAAUGAAAUUGAAAUUGAGGAGGAGGGACAUAAUGAGGGAAAUAACACAAAUAAUCUACCUAUGUCUGAAUCUUAUGAAAAUUUUAUAGAUAUUAAAUCAUUACUAAUAGAAGUUGAUGAAUUAUUCUACCAAUCUAUUGAAUUAUCAAUAAUUUUAAAAAAUUUAUCAAAAUUCAUACUAAUACAAAAAAUUGCCAUUAAAAAGAUCUUCAAAAAGUUUUUAAAAUAUUACAAGCAUAAACAAUUAGCAACAAAAUUUAUAAUGAAUAUUAAAAAUUAUUUAUUAGAAAAUCAAAAUUCUUUUAUCAACUUUGAUUUAACAAAUUUAACUUUAAAACUAACAAAUUUUAUAAAUCUAAUAGAAUAUGAGAGGAAAAUUCUACAAACUUUUAAUCAAGAUUAUCUUAAUUCCCAGACCACUGGAAACAAUAAUUCAACAAAUAAUAAUCAAUUACAUAGAAAAAAUUCAUUAUUCUCAAUUGCAUCUACAUUAAAUUCUUCCGAUUAUCAAAAUUCAAUAUUACCAUCAAAAUAUUGUGGAAAUAGUAAUCAACAACAAAUUCCAUCAACAAAUGGUUCAUAUUUUGAUUUAAUAAUUCAAUUAAAAAAAAAUUUUCAAUGUCAUUGUUUAAUACCAAAUGAUUUAAGUAAUGAUGUUAUAUUAAAUUUUAAUAUUUAUUUAAAUUUAAAAUGUAUAGAAGAUGAUUUAAUUUCAAUUAUUUAUUUAAAUCAUGAUUUAUUAAAUGAACCAGCAAUGAUAAUAACAAGUUCUAAAAAUUCAAAAUCAAUAAUUAUAGCUCCAACAGGUGGAUUAAGAAAAAAUUCUUAUUGUAUUUUGGAUAAUGAAAUUGUUGAAAUUUUUUUAUUACAUUUAAAAGAUAGAAGCAAUGAAUCAUAUAAAAAUAAAUUAUCAGAAUCAUUUCAAAAUUCAAGUCAAUUAACUAAAAAAACUAUAAAUUUUAUAAUAUCUAAUAAUUAUUUACCGACUUCAAGAUUAAUUUGUAAAAGAUCAAGAUUUAAAAUUGAAAAAUUUGAUAAUGAAGAUGAUGAAAACCACCAAGAAUUUGAAAUUAAUAGUACAACAAAUACAAAUCAAGAUGAAAAUGAUUACUAUAUUGCUUUAAAUAGUGAUAUUUAUACAACAAAUAAGCCCGUUUUCAUAAAUACAAUAAAUUUCCCGCAAACAUUUGAAAAAUUUGAUAUUUUCCCACAUAAUCAUUUAGGAAUUUAUUCAAAUGAUAUAAAUCUUUUUGAAUUUGAAUCAUCAUUAACAACAAAAAUUGAUAAAAAUGGUAUUAUUUCAAAUGAAUUUCAUUUAAUUUAUUUAAAAAAAUUUCCAAAAAUUUUAACAAUUAUAUUAAAUAAUAAUUUUAUAAAUUUAUAUAAAAAAUUUAAUUUUUAUCAAUAUCAAUUAAGUUGUUAUUAUAAUAUUAUACCAAAUAAUGAAUUUAUAAAUAAUCAUUAUUCAAAUUUAUUAAAUUUAAAUUUAUUAAAAAAUUUUGAAAAUGUUUCAGUUAAUAAUCAACAAUUAAAUGAAGAAGAAAAUAUAAUAAAAAGAAAAUCAAACAAUAUAAUAAAACAUAAGUUAUCAAUUCAAUCAAUUCAAAAUCAAAAAUCACAAUUAAAGCCUUCUAAAAAUAGUUUUGGAUCAAGUAUAUUUGAACAAGUUGAAAAUGUUCAAUCAUCAUGUGGAAGUUUAUCACCACAAGAUAUAAAUUUUACAGAUGAUGAAGAAGAUAUAAUAGAAAUUUCAAAAUUAAAAUCCGGUUCCAAACAAGAAUUUAAUCAAAUUAAUAAAAUUUUUGAAUCAAUUUAUAAUUUAAAACAAAAAUUUUUUAAUAUGAAUCCAAUAAAUGAAGAAAAAAAUCAAUAUCAAAUUUAUGAAAAUCCAUUUUAUAAUAAUUUUAAUAAUAAUGAAGAAAUAGAUCCAUAUACUAAGCUACUUAGUAUAAUGCACAACCAAAAUUAUCAAAACAAUUCAACUUAUGAUUCAAUAAAUGAAGAACCUAUUGGAUAUUUACAAAGAAAUGAAUUUAAAUUACAAUAUGAAAUAAAUUAUGAUAAAACAUUAUCAUAUAUUUAUUUUUCAUUAAAUAUUAUAUCAUUAUUUUUAAUGGGUAUACAAUUAGGAAUAAUUUAUUCAAUUUAUAAUAACUUAGAUGGCAACAACAACUACGAUAAUUCAUUUUUGAUAAGAUAUAAUUUAAAUCUUUUUAUAAUUUUAAUUUUUGGAAUGUUAAUAAGUUUAUUAUUUAAUUUAAUUUCUAUAAAUUUAUUAUAUUAUAGAUUUCAAAAAGGUAAAAAAUUUCAUUAUUUGGUUAUAUGGUUGGGGUUUGGUAUUAAUUUAAUUGGUUGUUUUUGGAAUUUUUAUUUAUUAUUAAGUCAUUUUUAA